Ostertagia ostertagi is the source of this 597-nucleotide messenger RNA. NCBI's taxonomy places the organism in Eukaryota, Metazoa, Nematoda, Chromadorea, Rhabditida, Trichostrongylidae. The record is from the annotation of a GenBank genome assembly.
AUGGCUGCAAUGAAUCCGGAAUAUGACUACCUCUUCAAACUUCUUCUCAUUGGUGACUCUGGAGUUGGAAAAUCUUGUCUUCUGCUUCGAUUCGCCGACGAUACUUACACCGAGUCAUACAUUUCCACCAUUGGAGUAGAUUUCUGGGAUACGGCAGGUCAAGAACGUUUCCGCACUAUCACAUCAAGCUAUUAUCGAGGUGCUCACGGAAUAAUUGUUGUUUACGACAUCACUGAUCAAGUGGGUGUUUUGAAUAAUUCUAUUCUGAUUUCUAUUUCAAGUCUUGCAACGUUUCCUUCCAUGUUCCUCACAAUUGUUCAGCAAGUGGCCAAGGAGGAGUCGUUCAAUAACGUGAAGCAGUGGCUACAGGAAAUCGAUCGAUACGCUUGCGAGAACGUUAACAAGCUAUUGGUUGGAAAUAAGUGCGACCUAACCGCUAAGAGAGCUGUUGAAACCCAGGCUGCUAAGGCGUUCUUGACAAUGGCAUCGGAGAUUAAGUCACGCAUGGGUCCUGUGCAAGGAGCAGGCGGCGCUCCCGCUGUGCGCAUUACAGGUUCCCAGCCUGUGCAGGACAAGAAGAGCGGUGGAUGUUGCUGA